UUAUGGUGACAGAUUUAAUUAUUUGCCAAACUCUUAACAAGCGUAUCAAAAUAUGGCCAUUAUGAUUUUUCUGAUUGGAGUUGAUACGCUUAUUGAAUCAUUCUCCAACCAACUUUGGAAACGUGCAGAAGUCGGAGUUUUGAUGGAAAUGUAACACCAUCGAAAAUGUUAAUCAAACAUGAAUCAUUCGAUGUGUCGCAGAGGAGAAAGUCUGACAGGAGGCUCUAUGAGCCAGGCCAAGGCAAAUAUCCAUAUUUGAAAUUCAUUUUGAUACCCGCUGUCAUUGGAUUUAUGCUGCUAUGCAUUCUCAUGAAUGUGGAUUUCAGCCAGAACCCAGGGAAGUUGCAUGGACCCAAUCAGAUCACAGUGGAAAUUGAAAUGAAAAACAAAAAAUUAACGGCAUCAAUUGAAAAAUCUCCAAAGUUUUUGGGAUUUCACAACGAACAGGUGAAGAGAACCGAACAAAUUACGUCAAAUAACUUCAAUGAGUUAGCUGCGAAUUUUCCUGAAAUUAAGGUUAAUAGUCUUGUAAUCGGCAGCCGUCUACCCGAAGGCAAUAAAAAUCAAAGGCGUCAACGUAUUAUAAAAAUACAACGCAAAAACAUUGAUGCAUUGCCAACUAAAAAUCUCAAAACGAAAUGCCGUUCUUAA
Molecule: messenger RNA, 651 nt
Organism: Musca domestica (house fly)
Lineage: Eukaryota; Metazoa; Arthropoda; Insecta; Diptera; Muscidae
Exons: 3
Coding region: 166-651 (161 amino acids)
Source: RefSeq, a predicted model, not a curated record